AGGUUCCCCGCAGGCGCGCCCCGCGUCCAGGCCGCUUCCGUGCCGGGGGCGCCGGGCAGCCCGGGCGGAGCGAGGCUCUCUGCAAACUUUAUUCUGAAAGCUCUGCGCCCUGGCUCGGGGCCCUGAGGCCUCCGGUGAGGUGGUGUGGGGAAAUUUUGGAGAAACUCACAAGCCCGUGGGGGGCUGGCAGCGGGCAACUUUCUCAGAAGUCCCACCUUCUCCCCUCCCUUGAAUUCGUCGUCCAGGCCUCCUCAGCACAAAGUGCUCUAGUCCACCUCCCCGCUGAGUCCUGCCCAAGGUUCAUUUGAGCUAGUCCCUCUCCUCCCCCAUUUUCUCUUUUCCCAGAAGCAGGAAGAGAUAACACAUGAAAGUUGUCCCUGAGCCUGGAGUGAUGUGCUUCCCCUUUCUAUUUUUCAGGCAGCGCUGCCUUCCCCACCAUCCUGACCCCCGGAGGAGAACUUUCUGGGGGAGACUCCACCCUGCUCUGCCCCACUGCACACCCACCUGCUCACCUCAUGCCCGGGUCCCGGGUGGGUGAGGGUGAAGAAGCCACCCAGCCAAGAUGAUCCCUUCCUUGAGGGCUGCUGCUGCUGCUGUCCUCCCCCAGAUCCUGGGCCCCAGCAGGUGGGAAAGUGGCCCUGGAAGCCCUGUCAGACUGCUGCAGAGGAGGUGAAGAGGCAUCCAUUCUGGAGACGGGAGCUCCUUGCCUUCCACUCUUGUAGAUUCUUGACUGUUUUAGGAGAGAAGGACCUGUUGGUAGCCUUUGCAGGCAACAGGAAACUGCUGGCAACUGGAUUGUGGUUCUGCACAGGACCUAUGCUCUCCCCUCUGGCAGUGUCAGCAUCAUGAGCCAGUUUCAGGUGCCCCUGGCCGUCCAACCGGACCUGCCAGGUCUUUAUGACUUCCCUCAGGGCCAGGUGGUGGUAGGGGGCUUCCAGGCACCUGGGCUUCCUGUAACUGGGAGUGAGGCCCAGCUGAGAGGGAAUGGAGAUGGGCGGAAGAAACGCAAACGGUGUGGUACUUGUGAGCCCUGCCAGAGGCUAGAAAACUGUGGGGCUUGCACCAGCUGUACCAACCGCCGCACACACCAGAUCUGCAAACUACGCAAGUGUGAGGUGCUGAAGAAAAAAGUGGGGCUUCUCAAGGAGGUGGAAAUAAAGGCUGGUGAAGGAGCUGGGCCGUGGACGCAAGGGGCGGCUGUCAAGACAGGCUCAGAGCUCAGCCCAGUUGAUGGACCUGUUCCAGGUCAGAUGGACUCAGGGCCAGUGUACCAUGGGGACUCACGGCAGCUAAGCACUUCAGGGGCGCCGGUCAAUGGUGCUAGAGAGCCCGCUGGACCCAGUCUGCUGGGGGCUGCAGGUCCUUGGCGGGUAGACCAGAAGCCCGACUGGAACGCUGCCCCAGGCCCAGCUCACACUGCUCGCCUGGAAGAUGCUCACGAUCUGGUGGCCUUUUCGGCUGUGGCCGAAGCUGUGUCCUCUUAUGGGGCCCUUAGCACCCGGCUCUAUGAAACCUUCAACCGUGAGAUGAGUCGUGAGGCUGGGAAUAACAGCAGGGGCCCCCGGCCAGGGCCUGAGAGCUACUCUGUUGGCAGUGAAGACCUUGACACGCUGCAGACGGCCCUGGCCCUUGCACGGCAUGGAAUGAAACCACCCAACUGCAACUGCGAUGGCCCAGAAUGCCCUGACUACCUCGAGUGGCUGGAGGGGAAGAUCAAGUCUGUGGUCAUGGAAGGAGGGCAGGAGCGGCCCAGGGUCCCAGGGACUCUGCCCCCUGGUGAGGCUGGCCUCCCGGCACCAAGUACCAGGCCACUUCUUAGCUCUGAGGUCCCCCAGAUACCUCCCCUGGAGGGCCUGCCCCUGUCCCAGAGUGCCCUGAGCAUCGCCAAGGAAAAGAACAUCAGUCUGCAGACCGCUAUUGCCAUUGAGGCCCUCACACAGCUCUCCUCCACUCUGCCCCAGCCUUCUCAUUCCACCUCCCAGGCUUCAUGCCCCCUCCCUGAGGCCUUGUCCCCUCCUGCCCCUUUUAGGUCUCCCCAGUCCUACCUCCGGGCCCCUUCAUGGCCUGUGGUUCCUUCUGAGGAGCACCCAUCUUUUCCUCCUGAUAGCCCCACCUUCCCUCCAGCACCUCCUAGAACUGAGUUUCCUGAAGCCUGGGGCACUGACACCCCACCAGUGACACCCCGGAACUCCUGGCCGGUGCCCCGCCCAAGCCCCGACCCCAUGGCUGAACUGGAGCAGUUGUUGGGCAGUGCCAGUGAUUACAUCCAGUCAGUAUUCAAGAGGCCUGAGGCCCUGCCCACCAAGCCCAAGAUUAAGGUUGAGGCACCCUCUUCUUCCCCAGCCCCAUCCUCAUCUCCCAUUCUCCAGAGGGAGGCUCCUACAUCAUCCUCAGAGCUCGACACCCACCAGAAGGCCCAGACGGCCCUACAGCAGCACCUCCACCAUAAGCGUAGUCUCUUCCUAGAACAGGCCCAUGACACCUCCUGUCCUCCUGUGGAGCCUCCUGCCCCUGGGUGGUGGGCCCCACCAAGCUCACCUGCUCCACGGCCUCCAGAUAGACCACCCAAGGAGAAGAAGAAGAAGUUCCCCACACCAGCUGGAGGUCUUGUGGGAACAGACAAAGCUGCCCCUGGGAUUAAGCCCAGUGUCCGAAAGCCCAUUCAGAUCAAGAAGUCCAGGUCACGAGAACCUCAACCCCUCUUCUUGCCUGUCCGACAGAUCAUCCUGGAAGGGCUGAGGCCCCCAGCCUCUGAGGAAGUGCAGGCAUAUGCACCUGCCCCCCUCCCUGCCCCCCUCCCUGCCCCCCUCCCUGCCUCACAGGGCUCUGCUAUCCCCUUGCCCACAGAACCUUCUCUUGCGCUAUUUGCACCUAGUCCCUCCGGGGACAGCCUGCUGCCCCCUACUCAGGAAAUGAGGUCCCUCAGCCCUAUGGCCAACCUGCAGCCAGGCUCCUCCGGCCCCCUUCCCCCUGCUGAUGACAAGCUGGAAGAGCUCAUCCGGCAGUUUGAGGCUGAAUUUGGGGAUAGUUUUGGGCUUCCUGGCCCCCCUUCUGUGCCCAUUCAGGACCCUGAGAACCAGUCAACGUGUCUCCCAGCCCCUGAGAGCCCUUUUGCUACCCAUUCCCCCAAGCAAAUCAAGAUCGAGUCUUCAGGAGCUGUGACUGUGCUCUCAACCACCUGCUUCCAUUCAGAAGAAGGAGGCCAGGAGGCCACACCCACCAAGGCUGAGAAUCCACUUACACCCACCCUCAGUGGCUUCUUGGAGUCACCUCUUAAGUACCUGGACACACCCACCAAGAGCCUGCUGGACACACCUGCCAAGAGGGCCCAGGCCGAGUUCCCCACUUGUGAUUGUGUAGAGCAAAUAGUGGAGAAAGAUGAAGGUCCAUAUUAUACUCAUCUGGGAUCUGGCCCCACAGUGGCUUCUAUCCGGGAACUCAUGGAGGAGCGGUAUGGAGAGAAGGGGAAAGCCAUCCGGAUUGAGAAGGUCAUCUACACCGGGAAGGAGGGGAAGAGCUCCCGAGGGUGCCCCAUUGCAAAGUGGGUAAUUCGCCGGCACACGCUGGAGGAGAAGCUGCUCUGCCUGGUGCGGCACCGGGCGGGCCACCACUGCCAGAACGCUGUGAUUGUCAUCCUCAUCCUGGCCUGGGAGGGCAUCCCCCGAAGCCUAGGAGACACCCUCUACCAGGAGCUCACUGAUACCCUCCGGAAGUAUGGGAACCCCACCAGCCGGAGAUGCGGCCUCAAUGAUGACCGGACCUGUGCUUGCCAAGGCAAAGACCCUAACACCUGUGGUGCCUCCUUCUCCUUUGGCUGUUCCUGGAGCAUGUACUUCAAUGGCUGCAAAUACGCUCGGAGCAAGACACCUCGCAAGUUCCGCCUCUCAGGGGACAACCCCAAGGAGGAAGAAGUACUCCGGAAGAGUUUCCAGGACUUGGCCACUGAAGUUGCUCCCUUGUACAAGCAGCUGGCCCCUCAGGCUUAUCAGAACCAGGUGACCAAUGAGGAGAUAGCAAUCGACUGCCGCCUGGGGCUGAAGGAAGGAAGGCCCUUCUCGGGGGUCACGGCCUGCAUGGACUUCUGCGCCCACGCCCACAAGGACCAGCAUAACCUCUAUAAUGGGUGCACUGUGGUGUGCACCCUGACCAAGGAAGACAAUCGCUGUGUGGGCCAGAUUCCCGAGGAUGAGCAGCUGCAUGUGCUUCCCCUGUACAAGAUGGCUAGCACAGAUGAGUUUGGCAGUGAGGAGAACCAGAACGCCAAGGUGAGCAGUGGGGCCAUCCAGGUGCUCACUGCCUUCCCUCGAGAGGUUCGGCGCCUGCCUGAACCUGCCAAGUCCUGCCGCCAGCGGCAGCUGGAAGCCAGGAGGGCAGCAGCUGAGAAGAAGAAGAUGAUUCAGAAGGAGAAGCUGAGUACCCCCGAGAAGAUCAAGCAGGAGGCCCUGGAGCUGGCUGGAAUCCCCACCGACCCAGCCCUGUCUCUGAAAGGUGGAUUGUCCCAACAAAGCCUGAAGCCCUCCCUCAAGGUGGAACCGCAGAACCAUUUCAGCUCCUUCAAGUAUAACAGCAACGCAGUGGUGGAGAGCUAUUCGGUGCUGGGCAAUUGCCGGCCCUCCGACCCCUACAGCAUGAACAGUGUGUACUCCUACCACUCCUACUAUGCACAGCCCAGCCUGACCUCUGUCAACGGGUUCCACUCCAAGUAUGCUCUUCCAUCGUUUGGCUACUACGGCUUUCCAUCCAGCAACCCCGUCUUCCCCUCCCAGUUCCUGGGUCCUGGCACCUGGGGCCACAGUGGCAGCAGUGGGAGUUUUGAGAAGAAGCCAGACCUCCAUGCUCUGCACAACAGCCUGAGCCCGGCGUACGGUGGUGCUGAGUUUGCCGAGCUGCCUGGCCAAGCUGUUCCCACAGAUACCCACCACCCUACUCCUCACCACCAGCAGCCUGCUUACCCAGGCCCCAAGGAGUAUCUGAUUCCCAAGGCCCCCCAGCUCCACCCAGUGUCCAGGGACCCCUCUCCUUUUACUCAGAGCACCAACUGCUACAGUAGAUCCAUCAAGCAAGAGCCAGUAGACCCACUGGUCCAGACCGAAUCUGUACCCAGAGACCCUGGUAAGAUGGGCAAAACACCUUUGCCUGAAGCAUCUCAGAAUGGGGGACCCAAUCAUCUAUGGGGACAGUACUCAGGAGGCCCAAGCAUGUCCCCAAAGAGGACUAACAGUGUAGGUGGAAGCUGGGGUGUGUUCCCUCCUGGGGAGAGCCCUGCCAUUGUCCCUGACAAGCUCAGUUCUUAUGGGGCCAGCUGCCUAACCCCUUCUCACUUCCCAGAUGGCCAGUGGGGCCUGUUCGCUGGUGAGGGUCAGCAGCCUGCUCCCCAUCCUGGAGGACGGCUGCGAGGCAAAUCAUGGAGCCCUUGCAAGUUUGGGAACAGCACCUCAGCCUUGGCUGGGUCCAGCCUGACUGAGAAGCCCUGGGGGGUCGGGGCUGGAGAUUUCAGCUCUGCCCUGAAAGGCAGUUCUGGAUACCAAGACAAGUUGUGGAACCCCAUGAAAGGAGAGGAAGGAAGAAUUCCCACCCCAGGGGCAAGCCAUCUGGACAAGGCCUGGCAGGCCUUUGGCAUGCCCCUGGGCUCCAGUGAGAAGCUCUUCGGGGCCCUGAAGUCUGAAGAGAAGCUAUGGGAUCCCUUCAGCCUGGAGGAAGGGACAGCUGAGGAGGCCCCCACCAAGGGGACAGUGAAGGAAGAGAAGGCCAGUGUGGAGGAGGAGGAGGAAGAACUGUGGUCAGACAGCGAACACAAUUUCCUGGACGAGAACAUCGGUGGCGUGGCUGUGGCCCCUGCCCAUGGCUCUAUCCUCAUUGAGUGUGCCCGGCGGGAGCUACACGCUACCACGCCACUCAAGAAGCCCAACCGCUGCCACCCCACCCGCAUCUCGCUGGUCUUCUACCAGCACAAGAACCUCAACCAGCCCAACCACGGGCUGGCUCUCUGGGAGGCCAAGAUGAAGCAGCUGGCAGAGCGGGCGCGGGCACGGCAGGAGGAGGCUGCACGGCUGGGUCUGGGUCAACAGGAGUCCAAGCUGUACGGGAAGAAGCGCAAGUGGGGGGGUGCCAUGGUCACUGAGCCCCAGCACAAAGAGAAGAAGGGGGCUGUCCCCACCCGGCAGGCACUGGCCGUGCCCACAGACUCAUCGGUCACCGUGUCCUCUUACGCCUACACAAAGGUCACUGGCCCCUAUAGCCGCUGGAUCUAGGUGCCAGGGAGCCAGCGUACCUCAGCGUCGGGCCCAGCCCACGCUGCCUCUGGUGCUUUUGCCCUCACGCCGGGGGGCGGGUUGGGGGUGCAGAAGUCCUUCCAUCUAUACAUACAUAUAUGGAUAUGCUUAUCAUAUAUAUGUAUUUAUGGUCCAAACCUCAGAACUGACCCGCCUCCCCCCCCC
Molecule: messenger RNA, 6437 nt
Organism: Heterocephalus glaber (naked mole-rat)
Lineage: Eukaryota; Metazoa; Chordata; Mammalia; Rodentia; Bathyergidae
Source: RefSeq, a predicted model, not a curated record